Fusarium musae is the source of this 822-nucleotide messenger RNA. RefSeq lists its product as uncharacterized. Bases 1 to 822 code for a protein of 273 amino acids. NCBI's taxonomy places the organism in Eukaryota, Fungi, Ascomycota, Sordariomycetes, Hypocreales, Nectriaceae. The record is from RefSeq and is a predicted model, not a curated record. The transcript has a single exon.
AUGAGUACUGCCACAGAAAAUGGUGCCAAUAUUCCGCCUAUCCAGAUAAAUCCCAACAAGUUCAAAGGUCAUGUUGUCGUCGUCACUGGAGCGGCCCAAGGGAUCGCGAAAACAACGGCAACACUUUUCGCACAACAAGGUGCCACUGUGGUACUCGUUGACGUGCAAGAAGCGCUUGUGAAGAGUACCACGGCUGGAAUAAAAGAACAGGGCGGGCAUGCCGUAUUCAGAGUCACUGAUAUCGCAUCCGAAGAAGCAUGCAACCAACUAGUGGACUCGGUGAUCGGCGAGUUUGGCAAGAUCGACGUGCUGGUACAGCUUGCAGCCAUUGCCACCCACAAACCCAUUCUUGAUCUGACCAAGACCGACUUCAUUAGGACCAUGGAGGUCAAUGUCUACUCGUGCUUCUAUCUUGCGCGUGCGGUGCUGCCACACAUGCGCAAAGCCGGCUACGGAAGGCUUGUCCAGACGUCCAGUUCAACGACACAGCACGUGUUCGUGGGCCUCAACGCAUAUCUUGCUAGCAAGGGUGCCAUCAUGUCCAUGACGCGUUCGCUCGCCAUCGAGGCUGGCCCGGGUAUCACGUCCAACGUUGUCAUGCCUGGCUUUGUCGAGACUCCCAUGGCCGUGCAAGGCGACGUUAGCACGCGUGAGAGUGUAGGGGCCACGUCCAUCUUCGACUACCACGUUGACCAUCAGUGCGUCAAGCGCCGGGGACAGCCGGAGGACAUAGCACACGCUGUUUGCUUUCUUGCCAGCCCAGAGGCCUCUUUUGUCACGGGCCAGAUCUUGGACGUGAGCGGCGGGUUCACGUUCCAUUGA